UUAGUUAAAGUUACCUCAAGUUCGAAGCAUAAAUUUGUUUAUUGAAUUAUAAAAUGGAUAAGAAGACCUGGAUAGCGCCGCUCACCUCGAACACCAACAGCAAUGUGAGUACCGUGGAGUCCACUCCGCGAAGCUCGGGCUCCUUGUCCCCAGUGGUUCAUCCAAGGGCUCAACCGUUGGCCACCCACAAGAAGUGCACCUGUCCGCGUCCUGAACACAAGCUUGCCUCCAUAAUCCGUCCCUCCCAUGCGAAACGCGAGUCCGAGGAAGUCGAAGUCGACGAAGCCCCAGAGGAACGUUCUCGUUCGUCUCGGCUGUCCAGGCUUUCUAACCAACAAAGCAUGCACAUAACUCUGGAGCCUUCCAAGAAUGAGGACUCACAUAUUGCCACUGAAAAGGUGAUGGAAACGCACACCUAUUCCUUUGACGAAGAGGAGGAGGAGGAGCCGCAUGUGGGACGGAUUUUCGGGGUUUCCGGUCCGGUGGUGAAUGCCGAGGAAAUGGCCGGAGCCGCCAUGUACGAGCUGGUCCGCGUGGGUCACUACCAGCUGGUGGGCGAGAUCAUCCGGCUGGAGGGCGACAUGGCCACGAUUCAGGUGUACGAGGACACCUCGGGCGUGAGUGUCGGCGAUCCUGUCUACCAGACGGGCAAGCCGCUGUCCGUGGAACUCGGGCCGGGAAUCAUGGGCAGCAUCUUCGACGGCAUCCAGCGACCCCUGCGGACGAUCAGCGAACUGACCAACUCCAUCUACGUGCCCAAGGGCAUCGAUGUGCCGGCUCUGCCGCGUAACAUAUCGUACUCGUAUACCCCCGCCAAAAUCAAGCUCGACGAUUUGGUCACCGGCGGUGAUAUUUACGGAUCGGUAUUUGAGAACAGCAUGAUGCACGACCACCGACUGAUGCUCCCGCCGCGGUGCAAUGGGCGGGUCAAGUGGCUGGCACCCGCGGGUAACUACUGCGUGGACGAUGUGAUCGCGGAAACGGAGUUCAACGACGAGGUCACGCGGCACACAAUGCUCCAGGUGUGGCCGGUGCGCAAGUGUCGUCCGGUGGAGGACAAGCUGCCCAGCAACACUCCCCUUCUGACCGGCCAGCGCGUCCUGGACGCCUUCUUCCCGUGCGUCCAGGGCGGAACCACCGCCAUUCCGGGUGCCUUUGGCUGUGGGAAGACGGUCAUUUCGCAGGCCCUGUCGAAGUACUCAAACUCCGAUGUAAUUAUCUACGUGGGCUGCGGCGAGCGAGGCAACGAGAUGUCCGAGGUUCUCAGGGACUUUCCACAACUGGAGGUGGACGUCAAUGGGACAAUGGAGUCGAUAAUGAAGCGCACUGCCCUGGUGGCGAACACCUCCAAUAUGCCGGUGGCCGCCCGAGAGGCCUCCAUCUACACCGGAAUCACCUUAUCUGAAUACUUCCGGGACAUGGGCUACCACGUGUCCAUGAUGGCGGACUCCACGUCCCGUUGGGCGGAGGCGCUGCGUGAGAUCUCCGGUCGCCUGGCCGAGAUGCCUGCCGAUGCCGGCUACCCAGCCUACCUGGGCGCCCGACUGGCUUCGUUCUACGAGAGAGCCGGACUGGUCAAGUGCCUGGGAAGCCCCGAGCGCGAGGGAUCCGUGUCGAUUGUGGGCGCUGUGUCGCCUCCUGGUGGUGACUUCUCCGAUCCCGUGACCUCGGCCACGCUGAGCAUCGUCCAGGUGUUCUGGGGCCUGGACAAGAAGCUGGCCCAGCGGAAGCACUUUCCCUCGGUGAACUGGCUGCAGUCGUACUCCAAGUACAUGCGCACUCUGGACAACUACUACGAGGAGUCCAAUCCGGAGUUCACCCAGCUGCGGGCCAAGGCCAAGAAGGUGCUGCAGGAGGAGGACGACCUGGCCGAAAUCGUCCAGCUGGUGGGCAAGUCGUCGCUGAACGAGGAGGACAAGAUAACGCUCGAGAUAGCCAAGAUGCUGAAGGACGACUUCCUGCAGCAGAACUCCUACUCGCCCUACGACGCCUUCUGUCCCUUUUUCAAGACCAUCGGCAUGCUGAAGAACAUGAUGGCCUUCCACGAGGCGGCGAUCCUGGCCGUAAAGAACACGGCCGACCAGGAGGCGCGGGUCACCUGGGGUUUGAUUCGGACGCGGGCCGCCAACAUUCUGUACGAGCUGUCCACGAUGAAGUUCAUCGAUCCCAAGCUGGGAGAAGCGGCUGUCCUGGAGACAAUGGACAAGCUUCAUGAAAAUAUCCUGCUAACUUUCCGGGACAUAGAGGAUAACGUGGAGGUAUAUUGA
This is a messenger RNA of Drosophila takahashii, 2267 nucleotides long. RefSeq names its product Vacuolar H[+] ATPase 68kD subunit 3 (gene Vha68-3). NCBI's taxonomy places the organism in Eukaryota, Metazoa, Arthropoda, Insecta, Diptera, Drosophilidae. The record is from RefSeq and is a predicted model, not a curated record. Gene Ontology annotation, biological process: proton transmembrane transport; ATP metabolic process. Gene Ontology annotation, cellular component: lysosomal membrane; proton-transporting V-type ATPase, V1 domain. Gene Ontology annotation, molecular function: ATP hydrolysis activity; ATP binding; proton-transporting ATPase activity, rotational mechanism.